This is a messenger RNA of Oryzias melastigma (Indian medaka), 3182 nucleotides long. Its product is annotated as NCK-interacting protein with SH3 domain. Gene Ontology annotation, biological process: endocytosis. Lineage: Eukaryota; Metazoa; Chordata; Actinopteri; Beloniformes; Adrianichthyidae. The record is from RefSeq and is a predicted model, not a curated record. Gene Ontology annotation, molecular function: Arp2/3 complex binding; protein binding.
UUGCAUAUAAUGUCAAAUUUUAAGGUUUUGCGCAAAGAUUUAUCUUAUUUUCUUUGCUAGAUUCGUUCUGAGUUUGAUUAAAAUCCCUGGUGGGCGUUUCCAGCAGAGCGCCCUCUUGUGGCUCGUAGUGGUUUUACUCGGUCAGGUGAUCCUCGUUGUAAAUAGACUUUAGCGACCCUCUGCAGACAGACAUGCCUUUUUAGUCUCUUUAACCCGCCAACAGCAGAGCACGUAUCUCCGCUCGGGCUCCAUUAUUCUCCCCUCAGCCCCGCAUCGACAGAGCUGUAGGGAACCAUGUACCGCUCUCUUUAUCCCUUCCGAUCCACGGAGCCCAACUCGCUUUACUUCGCGGCCGGAGAGAGCUUUCUCAUCCUGGAACGGAGCAACAAACACUGGUGGCUGGGGUCCCGCUGCAGCUCGGGGGAAACCGGGUACAUUCCCUCCUCGUACAUCGAGAAGAUACAGGCUCCCGAGCAGGAUGAGGUGCUGCUCUCCAUCGACAGAGCCAUCGAGGGAAUCCACAACGUGGCCUUGAAAAACGGAGGCAAAUACAAUCUUGAGCAGCGCGACGUUUUGCAAAAGCUGAUCCACCACAGGAAGGAGACUCUGGCGCGCAGAACUUCCUCCUCCGUGGGGCACAAACCGGGCCUGCCGUCCUCCAACAGCGAGAUCUCGCUCAGCCAAACCCCGCCUCCUCCCAACGGCAUCAAACGGGAGUACGGACGGCAGGGCGGCGUGCCGUUCUCGGGCAGCAUGGACAGCAUGCAGGGAGAGCAGGGCUUCUACCAGGUGCCGCCUCAGCCUCGCCGCGCUGCUCCCAUCACUCCACCCCCCCCUGAGAAGCGAGGAGACGGCCGUCGUCCAGAGCCAGAGGUCCCCUCCCGGGUCUCCUCUCUCGCCCCGUCCCCCGCCCCCUCCCUGACUAUUAAGCCCGCCGCUCCUCUCCAGCUUCCUGUGGAGAACCCACCAGAAACUGACUGGCCCGUCGCCCCCCCAUCUGUGGCUGAAAGCCCACCCGGCAGCCCCGCCUCCUCAGAACCGGUCCCUGCCACGAUCGGGGCGGAGCUGAUCGAGCUGGUGCGCAAGAACACGGGGCUGAGCUACGAGCUGUCGCGGGUCGCCGUGGGCGUGGUGGUCGGCCACCUGCAGGGCGCUCUGCCUCAGGCCGCCUCCUCUCUGGAGCAAGUUCUGGUUUCGUUGGUGGAGAGUAAGGACCUGAGCGCCGCGCUCCCUCAGGGUCAGGUGUGUCAUGACGAGCAGCGCCUGGAGGUGAUCUUCAGCGACCUCGCCCGUCACCGUGACGACUCCCAGCAGCGCAGCUGGGCGCUUCAUGAAGACCACGCCCUCAUCGCCUGCUACCUGGAGGAGCUGCUGAAGAUUCUGACUGACGCUGAUCCAGAGGUCUGUAAGAGGAUGUGCAAGGCCAACCACUCCGAGAACGUGCUGUCUCUGGUUUCAUAUUACCAGAUGGAGCACCGCGUGUCUCUCCGCCUGCUGCUGCUCAAAGUUUUCGGCGCCAUGUGCAGCCUGGACGCCGCGCUCAUCUCCACCCUCCUGAACUCCAUCCUGCCCAUGGAGCUGGCCAGAGACCUCCAAACGGACACGCAGGAACACCAGAAGAUGUGCUACUCUGCUUUGGUGCUGACGAUGGUCCUCUCCAUGGGCGAGCAGGUUCCGUAUCGUCACUACGAGCACUUGAAUGCAGAAUUCAUCCGGUUUGUUCUGUCGGUUGUUGAGGACGGACUUCCCUCUGAUCCCACAGAGCAGCUACCCGACAUCUUCCUCAACCUCCUGCUGGCCUUUAACCUGCAUCACACGGUCCCCAGCAGCAAUGUGCUGAUGCAGGAGCUGAACCAGAAAAACGUCAAAGUCCUGACGGAGAAAGUCUUGCUGCUCCUCAACAGAGGCGAUGAUCCGGUGUGCAUGUUCAAACACACUCCCCCCGCGCCGCACGCCGUCCUCAAGUUCCUGCAGGACGUCUUCGCCAGUCCAGAGACCGCCAACAUCUUCUACCGCACUGACAUGAUGGUGAUGAUCGACAUCGCCGUCCGACAAAUAUCCGACCUGUCGCCUGGAGACAAGCUGAGGAUGGAGUAUCUCUCCCUCAUGCACUCCAUCAUCCGCUCCACGGACUACCUGGAGCACCAGCACCGCCUCCCCGACCUGCAGGCGUCCCUGCAGAGGAUCCUCACCGAGGAGGAGGAUCCGGGAGAGGACGAAGGGAGCGCCACAGCAAAGCAGAUGGAUAAGCUAAUCGUUCAGCAGAUCUUCAAGGAGUUCCCUCAGAUCUGUGAGGCCUAAACGCACGCGCUGCUUCCGUUUACAGCAGAGGGCGCUCUGCCGUCAUCCCCGUUUCCUCUCAGUUCAUCAUCUCGGGAUUAGAUGGAAAAAAAAAUAUUGCAAUUGCACAAUUUGAAAACUAACCUUAAGCCAAACACCUGAUCUGCUGUCAAAGGGAAAUCCGAGCAAUAACUAACUAACUGCAUGUGUUCCAUACGAUUUCAGUGUUAAUCACCUUCUGGCGGACUUCAGGGGAAGAGUUGAGGACAGGAGGUGCCAUGAGUUCUGUUUGUGAGUCCUUAGAGCGGGACCAAACUACUGUGUUACUGAGAGUAUUAUUUUCUUAGCUGGAUCCUGCACUCUUAUUCUCUUAUUUUCAUUCAUAUCUUAAAUUCAGGUUAGUUAGAAAACAUGAAGAAGUUUACGUGUUCUGAGGAAAACAAAAGCUGACAUUGCUGCUGCUGCGUUAGUCUGUUGUGCUUCUGCUGCUGCGAUCGCUCAGUGAUCAGAAUUUAUCCUCCGUCUGCAUUGAGGCUUCAUGACAACAGCUCCUGGCUGAAAUGUUCUGCAGGUGUUCUCUGUGCUUUAGCAUCCAGCAGCUUCGUUCAGCGAGAGAUCAAUCAUCCUGCUGAAAAUCAGAACAAAAACACGAGGCGUUUGUUUGUUUACGAUGGUUCCUGAACUUUAACGUCUUUUUUUCCUCAUUUUGAUCCAGUAAUGUUCUUCUUCUUUGACUUUAAUCCUGGCAUGACUUCAUGUUAAUAAUAUCAGACUAUGACUCAAUUUUUGUGUGUAUGUUUGUGUGAGAGAGAGAGAGAGAGAGAGAGUAACACUUGAUGUUUUACUUUUUUUGUUUGCCUGUGUUACAAUAAGACUAAUAAAGUUCUAUUUUAACAGUGAAA